Molecule: messenger RNA, 369 nt
Organism: Monoraphidium neglectum
Lineage: Eukaryota; Viridiplantae; Chlorophyta; Chlorophyceae; Sphaeropleales; Selenastraceae
Exons: 1
Source: RefSeq, a predicted model, not a curated record
AUGAACGACUGCACGAUCCUCGUCAGCACGCCGUCCGCCGCCAAGCUCCGGCCUUUCCCCGCAGCUACCGACGCCGCCGCGGCGCGGCCGGCCGCGGCGGCCCCGUGGCGCCCGUUCGCGCCCGCCCGCACGCGCGUGCGCCGGGCGUCCGCCGAUACCGCCCUCCACGCGCAGGCGGCCGCCGCGGCGGCUGCGGAGGAGCUCGCGCGCUCAAGCUGCUCCGGCCACGUGUCCGGCAGCCCCUCCCGGGGGUGCGGGGCCGUGCGGCGCACCAGCUGCUGCGCGGAGAUGUUUGCGCGGCUUGUCGCGCCGCCACAGGCCAUGCUGAUUGCUGACCAGACGACCCAGCUGUGCUGCCGGCUUUUCGAG